Molecule: messenger RNA, 1794 nt
Organism: Manihot esculenta (cassava)
Lineage: Eukaryota; Viridiplantae; Streptophyta; Magnoliopsida; Malpighiales; Euphorbiaceae
Product: purple acid phosphatase 22
Exons: 5
Coding region: 275-1624 (449 amino acids)
Molecular function (GO): acid phosphatase activity; metal ion binding
Source: RefSeq, a predicted model, not a curated record
UAUGUAAUGAAGUUGUGGGAGAUGGAGAUUGUAAUCACUAACCAGAUAAGCCUGAGAGCCAGAGGGAAACCAAGCUUAAUCAAGUAGAAGAAGCUGCUUGGAGAGAUGGGGCCAAUUUCCCAUUAAAUUAAUUACUUGAGCAUAUCCCAAAUAUUCCAAUUGACUUGCUUGACGCCAUUGCUAAUCUCUCUUUUUUUUUUCUCAAGCCCAUUUUUAAGUUUGCUAUAUAAAUCUUCUUCUCACUCAUGUUUCCUCCUCUCACAACAUCAUCAACAUGGAGAAAUUAUUCCCAUUUGGGCUCUCUCUUCUCCUAGCCACCACCUCCGUUUUCCCUCAUUUUCCCUUCCUUUCUCAUGCCUCAGAAAAUGUCUACUCUCGGCCCUCUGCUCGUAGUGUCAUCUUCACCCGUCAUAAGGGCUCCGAAUCCGAACCUCAACAGGUUCAUAUUUCGCUGGUGGGUAAAGAUCAUAUGAGAGUAACAUGGAUUACAGAUGAUAAACAUGUAGAAUCAAGAGUAGAAUAUGGAAAGCAGCCAGGGAAAUACAAUGCAAUAGCAACAGGAGAGCAGACUUCGUAUCGUUAUUUCUUUUAUAGUUCAGGGAAGAUUCACCAUGUAAAGAUUGGGCCAUUGGAGUCUGCCACAACUUAUUACUACAGAUGUGGAGGCUAUGGCCCUGAAUUUUCCUUCAAGACACCUCCUUCUGCUUUCCCCAUUGAAUUUGCUGUGGUCGGUGAUCUAGGGCAAACAGAAUGGACUAAAUCAACACUAGAACACGUAGGAAGUAGAGACUACGACGUAUUUUUGCUCCCAGGGGAUUUAUCUUACGCAGAUAGCCAUCAACCUCUCUGGGACUCAUUCGGCCGCCUGGUGGAGCCAUACGCCACCCAACGGCCAUGGAUGGUGACAGAAGGGAACCACGAGAUUGAGACAGUGCCGAUCAUAUUCCCACAUGGGUUCAAAGCAUACAAUGCACGGUGGCGAAUGCCCUAUGAGGAGAGUGGCUCCGCCUCCAACUUAUAUUACUCGUUCGAAGUUGGCGGCGUUCAUGUGAUAAUGCUUGGGUCGUACACAGAUUUUGCGUCGGAUUCAGAUCAAUACAAGUGGCUUGUGGGUGAUUUGGGUGGAGUUGAUAGGAAGAAGACUCCAUGGGUGGUUGUGCUGUUGCAUGCUCCUUGGUAUAAUACGAAUCUUGCUCAUCAAGGAGAAGGAGAAGAAAUGAGAAAAGCUAUGGAAGAUCUCUUGUAUGAAGCUAGAGUUGAUGUGGUAUUUGCUGGGCAUGUUCAUGCUUACGAACGAUUUACUAGAAUUUAUAAUAAUAAAGCUGAUCCAUGUGGCCCGAUGUACAUAACCAUAGGCGAUGGAGGGAAUCGCGAGGGUCUUGCAUUAACGUUUAAGAAUCCAGGUUCUUCUUUGUCGUUAUAUCGGGAGCCAAGUUUCGGGCAUGGAAGAUUGAGGAUAUUAGAUGAAAAGCGAGCACACUGGUCAUGGCAACGCAACAAUGAUUCCGACUCUGUUGAAGCCGAUGAGGUCUGGUUGGAUAAUUUAACCACUUCUAAAGCAUGCUGGGCAAGUGUAGACGCACAACAACAACAACCAUCCUCCUCUGCAAAUGAGGAACUCUAAUUAAGCUGAUUUUUAUUCAGUUUUAGAAAUUACAGCUUGUCUUGUUUCUUAUUAACAUUGAUAUGCACACAAAUUGAAAAUUUUUUUGUAAUCUUAUGCUAAACACUAUAUUUGUAUAAUUUCUUGUAUGCUCGUGAUUUCUUUUUAAUGGAACUCAAUUUAUAAUAAUC